Messenger RNA from Drosophila ficusphila, 12315 nucleotides. It is a transcript of the gene Dhc36C, whose product is annotated as dynein axonemal heavy chain 7. The coding region runs from base 45 to 12272 and encodes 4075 amino acids. Gene Ontology annotation, cellular component: dynein complex. Gene Ontology annotation, biological process: microtubule-based movement. The transcript is spliced from 27 exons. Gene Ontology annotation, molecular function: ATP binding; dynein light intermediate chain binding; minus-end-directed microtubule motor activity. NCBI's taxonomy places the organism in Eukaryota, Metazoa, Arthropoda, Insecta, Diptera, Drosophilidae. The record is from RefSeq and is a predicted model, not a curated record.
CAACCACUUUUCAGCCUGUAAAGUAAGAGAAAAUAGGCUGCACCAUGCAAGGCAGACAGAAUCCGAAUCGGGAGAUCAGCAUCCCAAGCUUCACGUCCAUAUGCGGUGCCCGCCGCCUGUGCGACAAGCAGAAGAUGCUGUACACCCGACCCAAGCCGGAUGUCCUGCAGAGCAUCCUGCAGUCGAAGGCCAAUCCCGAGUACAAAUCCCGACGCCUGUGGUACGAACUGAACAUGCCGGAGUGCGCCAGCUCCCUGCUGGAUGGUAAAAUGCAAUCCGAUCUGCCCGACAAUAUCCUGUGCCUCAAGACAAGGACUGGCCAAAAGCGCCAGAAGAAACGCGACACCGCGGUGGCCAAAGCGAAUUAUAUGACGAUGCGUUUGGAGCGAGAGCACUUCCGGCGCAAGCUGGUGGAGCUCAUCCUGCACAUGGACGACGAUCAGGAUCCGGAACUGGCCGCCCAGUGCGCCGUGCCCUUUCCCGAUCAGGAGGAACGCGAGGUCCUGCGGUAUUACUACUAUAUUAAACACGGAAUUGACACUAUUCACGUAUCUCCAUUGAGUAAGAAGAUACUAAAAAGGAUAACCGAUCUUGUGCCGCCAUUACUUUACAAAUGGCAAACUGCCCUGAAUGAAAAUAUAGCCGAAGUUCGUGCGGAUUAUGUUUUUGCCAUGAAAAAAGCCGUUGUGGACUUCGUCCUGCGGCACACGGUCCUUGAUCGACUGACCAAGGAAGGAGUGGGUGGGAAAUUCGAUACCGCAGAGCGAAGGGAAGUCCAAUCAAUGACCAACUUCUGGCGUUAUCGCUACGACGAGAAUCGCAAUGUCCUGAUGAAAACGCUAUUCUGCAUACAUCGGAGUGUGGCCAACAUCCUGGAGCUGUGGAGCAUGAAAUACAAGGAUAAGUCCUUCAUCGACAGCAAGGAGCUGAGCAAAUCCGAGACGCCGUUCGCAUUGUUCUCGUUUGUGUAUACAUGUGGCUCCCACAUCGACAGUGGAAAAACGAUGCUGGAGGAGAGUUGGUAUGGCGAGAUUCACUCGUCGCUUCUAAAGGCCAGCAAACGUGGCCAAUUGCCGGAUAUCCGGCGUUUUACAUUGGUCAAGAGGUUUUUCAACUGCGUGGCCGCUUUGAUGACCCAACAGCUGGAGGAUAUAUGCAUAAGGAGUUUGAAGGACUAUGCCGAUUUCAUUUGCGAUUAUGGGCAUUCAAAUCCUGGCUUUGAAAUAUCUGUAAUUCUGGCCGACGAGGAUACGAUUCAAUUUAAUCCAAGUUUUUCGAAGGUCCAAAGCGAACUACUUCGGGUUAUAGAUUCAAUCUUACUGAGCAUCCAAAUGUUGCCUCGUAUUGAGAGCAAACUCUACACCGAUUUAGUUAUAUCCAAAAAGAUAUUCCUCACACCAACUGUUCCGGAUAGCAUUGUUCAGGAGACGAAGAAUCGGAUUUGUGCCAUGUUGGAGGAUCAGCGAAUUGGACCCGAGUUGCGUUUGCAGGACUUUGAUCCCUUUAUUGAUCUAAUAAAUGGAAGCGAUGCGGAGCGAGUGGGCAACUUCAUGGAGAGCGAUGCAACCUUCGAACAAUAUGCUGAAAUGGUUUACGAGUACAAGGAGAAGGAGGAUCGCAUCGCCAGGGAAGUGUGGGCCGUCAUUCGAAUGGGUUUCUACGAGUUCCACAGGGACAAGUUCAUCACUCACCUGGAAAGUUUGUGCAGACAGUUGCAACUGGAUUUGCUGGCCAGAAUGGUCACCGAUCAGCAGGCGAGGAUCACUCGAUUGGGCAAGGAAUACGAUGCUAUAGCCAAGAAGGCUUUAACUGUGCCAAAGGAUACAGCUGAGUUGAUGCAACUGAAGGCUUAUGUGGUUCAUGCUGAGGAGAACUUGGUGCCAGAAAUGGAAGCCAGACUGAAAGUGAACAUGGGUGAAAUCUUGUGGCUAAUGGAUCACACUUUGUACUCCCCAUUGGAGAUUAAAAACAACAGCAACUCCUUUCAGUGGUAUUUGAAACUUCCUUCUAUUUUCGAGCAACAUCGCGCCAUAAUUGCCGAGAAGGUAAUCGAAUACCAGGAGCUGCUCAAGAAACGCAUCGAAUUAUUCCGCCGAGAGUUGCAGAAUUACUACGAACAAGUGCAAACCUACGAUACUUGGGGAGAUAUCAAACAACUUUCGAGGUACAAAAAGCGAGCUGGAGUAUUGGAUCAACGUUUAGUUCAGGCAAUGGAAACCAUUGAUCAAAUAAACGAGGAGGAAACCUCCUACGGCUGGGAUCUCUCACAAUAUCCAGUGCGAAAGAAGGCCCACGAUCAACUGAAACCCUACAAAACGCUCUUCGACGCUGGUCAGGAUUUCAUGGACAAGUACGAUCUGUGGAUGCACUCGCAAGUGGGAUCCUUCGAUCCCGACGAGAUCGAUAGCGAUGUGUCCAACUUCUAUCGCAUCAUUCAAAAACUGGACAAACAGAUGGGCGAUCAUCCCAUGACAAUGCAACUUAUUCAGGAUGUUAAGGCUCAAAUUGAGGCAUUCCGAGAACACAUGCCUAUUAUCAAUACUCUGGGCAAUCCGGGAAUGAAGGCUCGCCAUUGGGAAUUGGUUUCGGAGAUAAUUGGUUUCCCCAUCAAGGUUUCACCGGAACUGACGCUGGAGAAGAUUAUCGAGUACCAACUGGACGAGUAUGUGCCCAAAUUCGAGGCAAUUUCGGAGAGUGCCACCAAGGAGAACAAUUUGGAGAGGGCGAUGGCCAAGAUGGUCAACGAAUGGGAGGGCGUCGAGUUCUCCAUUUCGCCCUACAGGGAUUCCGGUACAUACAAGCUGGCUGCCGUGGACGACAUCCAAAUACUGUUGGACGAUCAAAUCAUCAAGACGCAGACGAUGAAGAGCUCACCCUACAUCAAACCAUUCGAGGCGGACAUUCUGAAGUGGGAGGCGAAGCUCAUGCUGCUGCAGGAGAUCCUGGACGAGUGGCUGCGCGUGCAGGCCACCUGGAUGUACUUGGAGCCCAUCUUCAGCAGUCCGGACAUUCAGCAGCAGAUGCCCGAGGAGGGGCGACGAUUCAGUGCUGUGGACAAGAUAUGGAAGGAACUAAUGAAGCAGGUGGCCCAGGAUCCCAAGGUGAUGGUGGUGGUCCAAAUCGACAAGAUGAACGACAAGCUGAAGAAGGCCUACAGUUUGCUGGAGGUCAUCCAGAAGGGUUUGAACGCCUAUUUGGAGAAGAAGCGACUGUACUUCCCGCGAUUCUUCUUCCUCUCGAACGACGAACUGCUGGAGAUCCUCUCGGAAACGAAGGAUCCCACCCGUGUCCAGAUCCACUUGAAGAAGUGCUUCGAGGGCAUCGCCACCUUGAAUUUCACCGAGGAACUGGACGUGACCGCCAUGCGAUCGUCGGAGCGCGAGGAAGUGGUUCUAGUGGACGUGAUCUCCACAUCCAAGGCACGAGGUCAGGUGGAGAAGUGGCUGCUGGAACUGGAGAUCGACAUGAAGAAGAGCGUUCAUCACAAAGUGGCCGAAGCCUUCUACAGCUACCACAAAAUGUUGCGACAUGUUUGGGUUUUAUCUUGGCCAGGUCAAACUGUUCAGUCCAUUUCGUUGACUUAUUGGACUCUGGAGAUCACCGAGUGCUUCGAAAGCGAGGAGCCCAAGGAGAACCUGGCCAAAUAUCUGCAAAAGUGCAUCACGCAAAUCAACAAGAUUGUGGAUUUGGUGCGCGGCGAUCUAAAUACACAAAAUCGUAUUACUUUGGGUGCAUUGGUGGUGUUGGAUGUUCAUGCACGAGAUGUCCUGGCGGAGAUUGUGCAGAAUCAAGUGGAGGAUUUACAGGACUUCCAAUGGCUCUGCCAGUUGCGCUACUAUUGGGAGGAAAAUAACCUGGAUACGAGGAUGAUAAACUGCUCCUUGCCGUAUGGCUAUGAGUACUUGGGCAACACUCCUCGACUGGUGGUUACUCCUCUAACAGAUCGUUGCUAUCGCACCCUGUUUGCUGCUCUGAAUCUUCAUUUGGGCGGAGCUCCAGAAGGUCCUGCGGGAACUGGCAAAACGGAGACCACAAAGGAUCUGGCGAAGGCUGUGGCCAAGCAGUGUGUGGUGUUCAAUUGCUCGGAUGGCUUGGACUAUUUGGCUUUGGGUAAAUUCUUCAAGGGAUUGGCUUCGUGUGGUGCCUGGUCCUGUUUCGAUGAGUUCAAUCGUAUUGAUCUUGAGGUGCUAUCCGUGGUGGCUCAGCAGAUCCUGACUAUCCAGAGAGGCAUUAACUCGGGCAGUCCCACUCUGGUGUUCGAAGGAACCACUUUGACUUUGGAUCCCACUUGCGCCGUUUUCAUCACCAUGAAUCCCGGUUACGCUGGACGAUCCGAGUUGCCUGAUAAUCUAAAGGCCCUCUUCCGAUCGGUGGCCAUGAUGGUGCCGGAUUAUGCUCUAAUCUCUGAAAUCGAGUUGUACUCCUAUGGUUUCCUGACUGCCAAACCGCUUUCCAUUAAGAUUGUGGCCACAUAUCGUUUGUGUUCAGAGCAAUUGAGCACCCAAUGCCACUAUGAUUAUGGAAUGAGAGCUGUAAAAUCGGUGCUAAAGGCAGCUGGUGCGCUAAAACUUCGCUAUCGUGAUGAAAAUGAGGAUAUUCUAGUGUUGCGCUCCAUCAAGGAUGUGAACUUGCCAAAGUUCCUCAACCAGGACAUUCCCCUUUUCCAGGGCAUCACCUCCGAUCUGUUUCCUGGAACUGUUUUGCCCGAGGCUGACUAUGAUCUCUUCAAUCGAUGCACACAAAUGGCUUGCGAUAGACAAAAUAAACAGUGCACUCCUUUUGUCCUGGAAAAAGUUCAGCAGCUUUAUGAGAUGAUUGUGGUGCGACAUGGUCUUAUGUUGGUGGGUUAUCCAUUUGGUGGCAAGUCAACAACUUACCGCCUUUUGGCAGAAACCCUAGAGUGUAUGGAAAAAACGGAUGGUUCCGAGAACAAAGCCAUUUACACAGUUAUCAAUCCAAAAGCCAUUACCAUGGGUCAAUUAUACGGACAAUUUGAUGCAGUUUCCCACGAAUGGAGCGAUGGAAUCCUGGCUGUCAACUAUCGCAUCUUUGCCAUUUCCGAUUCUCCAGAUCGUAAGUGGUUGAUUUUCGAUGGACCAGUGGAUGCCAUUUGGAUUGAGAACAUGAAUACUGUCCUUGAUGAUAACAAGAAGUUGUGUUUGAUGUCCGGCGAGAUUAUCCAAUUGUCGAACACCACAAAUUUGGUUUUCGAGCCCAUGGAUUUGGAGGUGGCUUCGCCAGCCACUGUAUCGCGAUGUGGAAUGAUCUAUUUGGAGCCCAGUUCGUUGGGUUGGGAACCUUUGGUGGCCUCUUGGAAGAAUACUCUUCCCCCAGCUUUCCACACAGUCAGCAAGCAACUUAUAUCGAUGCUAAUCUCACGAUUUUGUCCUAUUCUUCUGUACAUUCUGAGGAAAAGUUUAAAGGAAAUUGCACCCACUUCGGAUGCAAACUUAAUGGUCAGCUUGAUGAACUUCUUCGAGUGUUUCAUUGACGACUUUCGGGAUGAAAAGUACGUGGCCAAUGUCUCGGAUUUGGAUUUCAGAGCUCAGACAGAGGGAAUAUUCCUGUUCUCUUGCAUUUGGUCGCUUGGAGGAGCUCUAGAUGCAGAUAGCAGGGAAAAGUUCAAUAUAAUAUUCAGAGCUCUGAUGGAAAAGACAUUCCCACAAAGUUUGUACGAUACAUAUGGAGUCACUGAGGAUCUUUAUGUGGAAACCCUGCCCAAACCAUUUAUAUUCCCGAUACCCAAACAAGGAUCGGUGUUUGAUUAUCGGUACAUAAAGGAGGGAAAGGGCAAAUGGAAGCCCUGGCAGGAUGAUGUGAAUUCCGCUCCACCGAUUCCUCGAGAUAUUCCCGUCAAUCAGAUCAUUAUACAAACCAACGAAAGUGUUCGCAUUGCAGCUGUUUUGGAUCUGCUGAAUCGCCAUGGAAAACCCAUUAUGUUAUGUGGACCCACAGGAACGGGAAAAAGUGUCUAUGUGAUCGAUUAUAUGCUAAAGAAAAUGGAUCUAACCGUCUAUAAACCUCUGCUGAUCAGCUUUUCCGCUCAGACAUCCGCCAAUCAAACGCAGGAUAUCAUAAUGUCCAAGUUGGAUAAGCGGAGGAAAGGAGUUUUUGGUCCACCUCUCAACAGUCGAUUUGUGAUCUUUGUGGAUGAUGUUUCUAUGCCUCUAAAAGAGAACUAUGGAGCCCAACCUCCUAUUGAAUUACUGCGAAUGAUGCUCGACCACAUGAUGUGGUACGAUCGGAAAAACAUUGUACCCAUGAAGCUAAUCGAUUUGCAGAUGAUUGUGGCCAUGGGACCUCCCUCAACUGGAAAUACAGUGACUCCCCGUUUCCAGCGAUUUUUCAACGUAAUAUCCAUAGAUGAUUUCAACAACGAUAUAUUGAAUACCAUAUUUAGUAAGAUUGUGCUGUGGCAUUUGGAUACGAGGGGCUUUUCCAAGGAGUUUGAUCCUUGCAUUGACGAAAUCGUGGGCGCCACAAUGACCAUUUACAAUGACGCCAAACUGAAUUUGCUCCCCACGCCGGCAAAGUCGCAUUAUCUGUUCAAUCUGCGCGACUUUUCCAGGGUGAUACAGGGUGUCCUGCUGUCCGUUCCCGAGGCCACCGAGGACGUAAACUCGAUGCGUCGCCUUUGGGUGCACGAGGUGUUGCGUGUGUACGGGGAUCGCUUAGUGGAGGAUGCCGAUCGCACCUGGCUGUUCGAGAACAUUUGCAGCACGGUCAAGGCGUCCUUCAACACGGAUCCCACGCGGCUGUUCGGUCGGUUUGUCGAGAAGGAUAAAACGCUGCAGGAGUCCGAUUUCAGGCAGUUGAUCUACUGCGAUUUCACAAAUCCCAAGGCGGACACGAAGAACUAUGUGGAGGUGCAGGAUUUGGAGGAGUUGCGACGGGUGGUGGAGGCCUAUUUGGUGGAGUACAACAACAUGUCGAAGAAGCCCAUGAAUCUGGUGCUUUUCCGCUUCGCCAUCGAGCAUUUGUCGCGCAUAUGCCGCAUCAUAAAGCAGCCGAGGAGUCAUGCUCUGCUCAUCGGGGUCGGCGGAUCCGGGCGCCAGAGCUUAACUCGAUUGGCUUCGCAUAUAUGCGACUAUGAGCUGUUCCAGGUGGAAAUCACGCGAUUGUAUGGGCCGUACGAGUAUCACGAGGACAUCAAGGCGAUCCUACGCAAAAUUGGGGCAUCCGAGAUGCACGGCGUGUUCCUCUUUACGGACGUUCAGAUCAAGGACGAGUCCUUCCUCGAGGACAUCAGCAACCUGCUCAACUCCGGCGAGGUUCCGAAUCUGUUUACCAACGAGGAGAAGAUCGAGGUGCAGGAGAAGAUGGCCCAGAUCGACAAGCAGAGGGACAAGGCCGUCCAAACCGACGGAAGUCCUGUGGCCCUCUUCAACUUUUUUGUCACGACCUGCAAAGAUCAGUUGCAUAUUGUUUUGGCAAUGUCGCCAAUUGGCGAUGCUCUGCGCAAUCGCAUCCGUAAAUUCCCCUCGAUUGUCAAUUGUUGCACCAUUGAUUGGUUCCAAUCUUGGCCAGAGGAUGCUCUUUUAGCCGUGUCCACUCGUUUCCUGGCCAGCGAGGAUCUCACUGCUUUGGAGCGUCGCACUGCCAUCGAUAUGUGCAUGGAUUUUCACACCUCCACUCAAGAACUUUCGGCCAAGUUCUUCUCCAGAUUGCAUAGGUACAAUUAUGUGACACCCACUUCUUACCUGGAGUUGAUCCAAACCUUUAAGGCGCUGCUGAGUCAAAAGAGAAACAACAUUACAAAUAAUCGCAAUCGCUAUUUGACUGGAAUUUCCCAACUGGACAUUGCUGCCCAGCAAGUGGCUGUAAUGCAGGAACAACUGAUUGCCUUGGAGCCCAAAUUAAAGGAAGCCUCGGAAAUUGUGGCUGAGCAAGUGGCCAAGGUGACGGCUGAUAGCAAACUGGCUGAGGAGCAGCGAGAGAUCGUCAAACUGGACGAAAGUGCGGCCAAGGAACAGGCUGCUGUUGCCCAGGAAAUCAAGGAUGAAUGCGAUGCCAAACUGGGAGAGGCUCUUCCCAUUUUGGAAUCUGCCUUGGCAGCUCUGAAUACUCUUACCACAGCGGACAUAGCGGUGGUUAAGACCAUGAAGAGUCCUCCAAUUGGCGUGAGGAUCGUCAUGGAGGCAGUUUGCAUCCUAAAAGAUGUUAAACCCGAUAAGGUUCCAAAUCCAAGUGGCUUGGGUACUGUGGAGGAUUAUUGGGGUCCCUCGAAGCGUGUGCUUAGUGACAUGAAGUUCCUGGACAGCCUGCUCAACUUCGACAAGGAUAACAUUCCCGUCGAGGUGAUGAAGAAGUUGGCACAACGCAUUCUCAGCAACGAGGCCUUUGAUCCUGAUAAAAUUAAGAGUGCUUCGACGGCUUGCGAAGGUUUGUGCCGUUGGGUUAUUGCUCUGACCAAAUACGAUGUGGUGGCCAAGAUUGUGGCGCCCAAAAAGUUGGCUCUGGCCGAAGCUGAAGCCACAUACAAUGCGGCUAUGAAAACUUUGAACGAAAAGCUGGCCAUGUUGGCCAAAGUGGAGGCGAACUUGGCUGCCAUUCAAAAGAUUCUCGAUGAGCAGUUAAGGCAAUAUGGUAUUUUACUGGCUGAACACGAGGCUUGUACCAAAAAACUACAGCGUGCUCAGGAAUUAAUUUCUGGUUUGGGCGGCGAGCGAACUCGUUGGUCAGAAACGGCCAAAAUGCUUCAGGCCAGCUUUAAAAGUGUAACUGGUGACGUGCUGAUCUCAUCGGGAGUGGUUUCCUAUUUGGGACCCUUCACCAUCGACUUUAGACUAGAUCAGAUUCGCAAAUGGGUAACCAAGUGCCUCAACUUUGGUGUAACCUGCACACCCGAUUUUCAACUUGCUGUUGUUCUUGGGGAACCAGUGGAAAUUCGAUUCUGGAAUAUUUGCGGCCUGCCAACGGAUGCUUUCUCUGUGGAAAGUGCCAUUAUGAUGAAAAAUGCUCGUCGUUGGCCUUUAAUGAUUGACCCACAAGGACAGGCCAAUAAAUGGAUCAAAAACUAUGAGAAAAACAACAAACUCUGCGUAAUCCGGCUCAAUCAGGCUGAUUACACUCGUGUCAUGGAGAAUGCCAUCCAAUUUGGUUUGCCCGUGCUGCUGGAAAAUAUUGGCGAGGAAUUGGAUCCCGUUUUGGAGUCGGUGCUUCAGAAAACGCUUUUCAAACAGGGCGGAGCUCUUUGCAUUAAAUUGGGCGACUCUGUGAUUGAGUAUAAUCAUAAUUUCAGAUUCUAUAUGACAACCAAGCUGCGAAAUCCUCAUUAUCUCCCAGAGGUUGCUGUUAAGGUAACCCUUCUUAAUUUCAUGAUUACCACUCAAGGACUCCAGGAUCAAUUGUUGGGCAUAACGGUGGCCAGAGAACGUCCUGAUUUGGAGGCGGAGAAGAACAAUCUAAUUGUCCAGGGUGCUGACAAUAAACGGAUGCUAAAGGAGACCGAAGAUCAGAUUCUGGAAGUGCUCUCAUCAGCUGAAAAUAUUCUAGAGGAUGAGACGGCCGUUCAGAUAUUGAGUUCAGCGAAGGCUUUAGCUAAUGAUAUUAGUGAGAAGCAGGUAAUCACCGAGGCCACAGAAAAGCAGAUAGACAUAGCCCGAUUGAGUUAUGUGCCGAUAGCUGAACAUUCAACUAUUUUGUUCUUUACUAUAGUGGAGCUGGCCAACAUCGAUCCCAUGUACCAGUACAGUCUGGCUUGGUUUGUCAACCUGUACAUGUCGUCCAUCGAUAAUACGGAAAAGGUGGACGACAUUGCGGCACGUUUGCUGGAUCUGAAGAAUCACUUCACCUACAGCCUGUAUGUCAACAUCUGUCGCAGUCUCUUCGAGCGUGAUAAGCUGCUGUUUUCCCUCAUAUUGAAUAUCAACAUGAUGAAGCACGACAAUCGGAUUGACAAUGCCGAAUGGAUGUUCCUGCUGACUGGAGGCGUUGGUCUGGAGAAUCCUUUCAAGAAUCCCACCAACUGGCUGGGCGUCCAAAAUUGGGAUGAGGUCUGUCGCCUGACUAAUUUGCCCAAUUUCAAGGGAUUGCGCGAGGACAUCACCGACAAUGCGGCGCAGUGGAAGCCCUUCUUUGACUCAAAGUCACCGCAGGACAACAAGGACAUACCGAAAACCUGGGACAAGCGAAUGAGUGUUUUCCAGAAACUUUUGCUACUCCGCGUCUUCCGGCCGGAUAAAUUGGUUCCGGCUGUGUUGAAUUUUGUGAGCCUAGAGUUGGGUGAACGAUUCGUGGAUCCACCGCAGUUCGAUUUGAUGGCCUCCUUCGCCGACUCACACUGCUGUGUUCCUUUGAUAUUUAUCCUGACUCCUGGUUCGGAUCCAACGGCAACGCUUUUGAAAUUCGCCGAGGAUCAGGGCUUUGGCACCAAUCGAUUGUUCUCGCUGUCCUUGGGCCAAGGUCAAGGACCGAUUGCCAUGAAAAUGAUCGACGAAGGCGUCAAAAUGGGUAACUGGGUGGUGCUCCAGAAUUGCCAUUUGGCAGCCAGUUUUAUGCCUCUGCUGGAGAAGAUUUGUGAGAAUCUCCUGCCGGAUGCUACACAUCCUGAUUUUAGAUUGUGGCUUACUUCUUAUCCCGCGGAUCAUUUCCCAGUGGUGGUUCUGCAGAAUGGCAUCAAGAUGACCAAUGAACCGCCGAAGGGAUUGCGAUCCAACAUUCUGCGAUCGAUGAUCAGCGAUCCGAUCAGUGAUCCCGAGUGGUAUGAAUCCUGCACUCAGCCAAGGAUCUUCAAGCAGCUGAUCUACUCGCUGUGCUUCUUCCAUGCGGUUAUUCAGGAGCGGCGAUACUUCGGUCCGAUCGGUUGGAAUAUACCCUACGAAUUUAACGAAACCGAUCUCAGGAUAUCCCUGAUGCAGUUGAGGAUGUUCCUCAAUCAAUACGAGACGGUUAACUACGAUGCAUUGCGGUAUCUUACGGGUGAGUGCAAUUACGGCGGAAGAGUUACAGAUGACUGGGAUCGUCGCACGUUGAAAACCAUUUUGGAUAAGUACUAUUGCCCAGCGGUUAUCGAUCUGGAGAAGCCAUACUACCUCGAUGAGACUGGUUUGUAUUACAUUCCGGUUUUCAAAGAGGUGGAUUUGUAUCUGAACUUCACGCGAGAGCUGCCGCAAAUCUCAGCGCCAGCCAUCUUUGGCUUCCAUGCCAAUGCGGAUAUCAUGAAGGAUCAAAAGGAAACGGACAUGUUGCUUUCUCACACUUUGCUCACUCAGGAACGUUGGGACCUUUAUGAUCGACGCAAAUUGGUGAAACAACAAAGGGUUUAUGUAGAAACGCUUAGUAGACGCUUCCCCGAAAACCUUUCCCUACCCACUUAUCCUACCUGUCCUCCCUUCCUUGCCCUCUAUCAAUUGCCCCUGAAGGAUACGAGUGCCUCCUCCGAUGACAGUGGUGGCUCAAAAGCACUGACUCCCGAGGAGGUUGUCACCAAUGUGGCCACCGAUAUCCUGGAUAAGUUGCCCAAACUAUUUGAUCGGGAUGCAGCUCUGCUGAAGUAUCCUACUUUGUAUCAUCAAAGCAUGAACACGGUUUUGGUUCAGGAAAUGGUGCGAUUUAAUGUCCUGUUGAAUACGAUUCGAACCAGCCUCAUUACGCUGCGAAAAGGAAUCAAGGGAUUGGUUGUCAUGUCUGCCGCAGUUGAAGCUGUUUACAAAUCAGUUUUGAUAGCUAAAAUACCUCAAAUGUGGGCGUCAAAAUCUUAUCCAAGUUUAAAGCCCCUUGGAAGUUAUGUGAAUGAUUUUCUGCGACGCCUUGAGUUCUUGCAGAAAUGGUAUGACCAUGGAGCUCCCUCAACUUUCUGGCUCUCUGGAUUUUUCUUCACCCAAGCCUUUUUAACCGGAGCUCAACAGAAUUAUGCUCGAAAGUAUGUGAUUUCCAUAGAUUUGCUGGCUUUUGACUACGAGGUUCUUUCGCUGGAGGAAUCCCAAGCAAAAGGUAUUUCCAGUCCCGAGGAUGGAGUUUUUGUUUACGGAAUUUUCCUGGAGGGAGCUCGUUGGGAUCGCACCGGAAAAUAUCUUGCAGAAUCGCGACCAAGGGAACUGUUCGAUACAAUGCCUUUGAUUUGGUUGAAGCCCCUCAAGCGAGUCGAUCUACCCGAGCGUCAUAAUUAUCUGUGUCCAAUGUACAAGACGGCGGAAAGGAGAGGAGUUUUGUCCACCACGGGUCACAGUACCAAUUUCGUGGUGGCGAUGUUGCUGCUCUGCAAUCCCCAAACUCCAGUUUCCCAUUGGAUAAUUCGCGGAACGGCACUACUUUGUCAGCUCAGCUUCUAAUAAUUGCAGAUUUAACCGAAUAAAAUAUAUUUUUUAAGUUCUA